GUGCUCUGAACAGGAAGCAGAGGGAAGGAUGGGAAGAGAUUAGUGCUGCGCUCUGUGGACUCAUCACUCAAUAAAAGGACACUCUGCAAACAACACAGGCGCUCAGCCUCAGGAGAACUGGGAAAGGUGCGAGUUUCGUUUUAGGGAUAUAUAAAAACUUACUGGAAAUCGCUUUGGACUUUCUGGAUAUUUUCAGAUCAGGAUAAUCAGUUUGAACAACUUCUAAUAAUGGAUUGUUACAGCAAAGUAAGAACAGAGGAACCAGAUCUAAGAAGGUUCUAAGUGACUUUUCUGGUAGGCUUUCCUGUGUGUGUUGUGCUAAGAGAAUACGUUAACCAGUGUAAAACAAAAAUUUUAAUUAAUUACAGACUGUUUUAUUCUCAGUGCAUUCCUCGCCCCCGAUACUACCCAUCUGCUCUUAUCUUACAUACAUAAUAUACAGAAAAUAUACAUCUGUGAAAUACUGGAGGACAUGACAAAUGUAAAACAACCUUUCUAGGAUUUAAGAACAGAGGGCUUCCUAUGUUGAGUGUUUCUCCAACUGUGCCAGCACUCUUUUUGAUAGAAUCCUUUUACCGUGCAACCAAAAGAAUGACCUCUACAUCUUACAUGGUUUUGUUCUCACUCUUGGUUCGGAUAUCAGGGGCUAGUUGUCCUCAGGGCUGCCUGUGCACCUCUGACAUACUGAACUGUGGCUCUUUGGGUCUGGAUAGAUUUCCCAACCCGCUUCCGUUCACGACUUCUGUCUUUGACCUCAGUCAUAACAGACUAACAUGGCUGGCAGCCGGCUGCUUCCACGGACUCCCAAGGCUGCACACUUUGUAUAUGUCCCAUAACCGCAUCUCCUUGCUCAGCCCGGGAGCUUUCCAUAACAUCAGCAGUCUACGAUACUUGGACCUCUCUUCCAACAAAUUGCAGGUGGUGGGGAAGUUUCACUUCCAGAACCUGCCAGCCUUGGAGGUGUUGUUGCUGUACAACAACCGUCUUUCCCGAGUGGAGAGCAACACGCUAAUGGGGCUUGGCAGUCUCAGAAAGGUAUACUUCAGCCUCAACCAGAUCACAGAUUUCCCAUUCUUCUCAGUUCGCAAGCAUAGCCACCCCAACCUGGUAACGCUGGACCUCUCCUCAAACCGACUGUUUCGUUUGCCCAUGGAUGACAUUGUGCUGUUGCCCGUUGCAGUGCAAAAAGGCCUGUUCCUGCACAACAACAGUCUGGAGUGCGAUUGCUCUCUGUACCGCAUGUUUUGGCACUGGGAGCAGAAGGGAUAUGCAAGCGUGAAAGACUACAAGGAUGACUACAAGUGUCUGAUGUACGGUGAACCUCAAACCUCAAUUAAUUUUCUGCGCUCUGCAUACUUCUUUGAGAACUGUACAGUUGGGAAGAUGAUAUCUCUGAUAUCCCCAAAGGCUGAUAAAGUUGUUUACGAGGGAGAACAAGUGAGACUGGACUGCACUGGAACAUUAAACGGAGAAGAUCUGUCCUACAGCUGGAUCAUUCCUCAUCAAGAGAACAUCUCUCAGCUGAUCCAGAACGGAACUCUACGCCUCAAUCAAGACGGUAGCUUGGAUAUUCUUGCUGCCCAGUCCACAGAUUCAGGGAUCUACCAGUGCACUGCUGUGGAUAAUACGAGGAUGAUAAAUGAAUCACGAGAAGUGAACCUAACUGUGGUAGCCCAGCGCUCCUCAGCGGAGCCGUUCAACACAGGCUACACCACUCUUUUGGGGUGUAUUGUGACCCUUGUCCUGAUAUUGAUGUAUCUGUAUUUAACCCCAUGUCGCUGUGGUUGCUGCAAACCUCCGCCCCCCUCUCCAGCCAUCUCAACCUUUGGAGAAGACCGCUGCACUCUGGCCUCUAUCUUUGCAGCUCCUUCAACCGAUCGUCUCAAGGGCAAGUCUCAGUCCGACAGGCACGUAGUGUUUCUUGAACCACUCGUGGCAGGGAGAAACGGCCAUCCGAAAGCUGCAUUUGUUGUUGAACAGCCUGCAAUCGAAUGGGACACAGAAAACUUUACCAUUAUUAGAGAAAGAAAUUACUCAGAGUAGCAAAUUUGUAACAUUUGCUUAACCCUCACACAAAUCUGUCAAUUCCCUAAUAAAUCAUUUUGAUCCUCAGAUUUA
This is a messenger RNA of Ctenopharyngodon idella (grass carp), 2118 nucleotides long. Its product is annotated as amphoterin-induced protein 3. The transcript has a single exon. The record is from RefSeq and is a predicted model, not a curated record. Gene Ontology annotation, molecular function: protein binding. Gene Ontology annotation, biological process: brain development. NCBI's taxonomy places the organism in Eukaryota, Metazoa, Chordata, Actinopteri, Cypriniformes, Xenocyprididae. The coding region runs from base 523 to 2043 and encodes 506 amino acids.